Messenger RNA from Homalodisca vitripennis (glassy-winged sharpshooter), 3919 nucleotides. Its product is annotated as xanthine dehydrogenase-like. Gene Ontology annotation, molecular function: oxidoreductase activity; 2 iron, 2 sulfur cluster binding; iron ion binding. NCBI's taxonomy places the organism in Eukaryota, Metazoa, Arthropoda, Insecta, Hemiptera, Cicadellidae. The record is from RefSeq and is a predicted model, not a curated record.
AGCAGAGAACAGCAUUUAUAUGAUGGAGGAAUUCAAGAAAGCCACUUCGAUUCUCAUCAAUGGCAAAAGAUAUCCAGUGCCAGAUAACCUGCCAGCUAACACCAGCCUGAACGAGUUCAUCAGAACACACGCCCACUUGAAGGGCACCAAAAACACUUGCCAGGAAGGAGGCUGUGGAGCCUGCAUCGUAGCAGUGAAGUCUGUUCAUCCUACCACCAGAGAACAGCUCGAGUAUGGAGUCAAUUCUUGCCUGCUCCCAGUGUUUGCUUGUGCCGAUUGGGAGAUCAUCACUGUGGAAGGUGUAGGCAACCGCACAACUGGCUACCAUGACGUUCAGGCCCGUCUGGCCAAGGGGAACGGCACACAGUGUGGGUACUGCAGCGUAGGGAUGGUCAUGAAUAUGUACAGUUUACUGAAGAGUAAACCCGAACUCACAAUGGAGGAGAUUGAGAACUCUUUUGGGGGCAACCUUUGUCGCUGCACAGGAUACAGGCCCAUCCUCGACUCCUUCAAGUCAUUCGCCAAAGAUGCUCCUAAGAGUUUACUUGACAAAUGUGCAGAUAUAGAGGAUUUGAUUACGAUCUGCCCGGUGAAGAAGAAGCUGUGUGUGAGGAAUGGGGCAUGCAACACGGAGAACUGUGAUGGAAAAGAGGAAGCGGCCGAUGUGGGAAGAAAGGGGCCGAGGUUUAUCCCCUUGCAGGACGGCAGUUGCUGGUACCACCCUGGAGAGAAGAAGGAGGUCUUUGCAAUCCUGCAGAAUUGCUCUGAUACCAACUACAUGUUCGUGGGAGGCAACACUGCUCAUGGUGUGUAUCGCGUCACCUCAAAAAUAAAACAUUACAUCAACUUGAAUGGCGUGACAGAGUUGCACUCAAUUGAGAAUUCAGGAGGUACCAUUACACUAGGAGCUUCCACCAGUCUCACAGCUGCUAUGGAGCAUUUCUACAAAACGAGUGAGCUGCAGCCCCAGAAGUUUGGAUACCUGAAGGAGUUGGCCGACCACAUUGAUCUCAUUGCUAACGUUCCAGUCCGAAACACUGGAACUCUGGCAGGAAAUCUGGCCAUCAAGAAUCAGCACAAAGAAUUUCCUUCAGACUUGUUUUUGAUCCUGGAGACUGUGGGAGCUCAAAUUGUGGUUGAGGAUGUGUCUCACAAAGAGACAAUCUUGUCUCCGUCUGACUUCGUGAACUUUGAUAUGACCAAGAAAUUAAUGACGAAAAUCAUAAUGCCUCAAAUUGACAGUGAGCAGUAUGUUUGCAAAACCUUCAAGAUAAUGCCCAGAGCACAGAACGCUCACGCUUACGUCAAUGCUGGUUUUCUAUUCAAAGUGGACAAAAAAGAUAAUUUCAAGGUCCUGGAGAAACCAAACAUUGUGUUUGGUGGUAUCACUCCAGAAUUUGUCCAUGCUUCCGCUGCUGAAUCCGAAACAGUCGGAAAGCAUCUGUUGAAUCCUGCCACUCUCGAGAACAUCCUGGGGAAGUUGAAGUCAGAACUGAGAGCUGACCAAGUGAAAUGUCAGUUGUAUGUUUCCAGGUCCAUGCUUCCGCUGCUGAAUCCGAAACAGUCGGAAAGCAUCUGUGUCCAUGCUUCCGCUGCUGAAUCCGAAACAGUCGGAAAGCAUCUGUUGAAUCCUGCCACUCUCGAGAACAUCCUGGGGAAGUUGAAGUCAGAACUGAGAGCUGACCAAGUGAAAUUUGUAUGUUUCCAGGUCCAUGCUUCCGCUGCUGAAUCCGAAACAGUCGGAAAGCAUCUGUUGAAUCCUGCCACUCUCGAGAACAUCCUGGGGAAGUUGAAGUCAGAACUGAGAGCUGACCAAAUGAAGCCGGAUGCUACUGCCAAGUACCGUGAGGGUCUCGCUCAUUCGCUCUUCUAUAAGUUUGUGUUGGGGCUGUCGCCCGAAACUGUGAAGGAGGAACUGCGCAGCGGUGGAGAGAUCCUCAAACGACCAGUGUCGUCCGGUCACCAGGAGAUCACUACAGACAAGUCCUUAUGGCCUGUGAGCAAGCCCAUACCCAAGAUAGAAGCCCUGGCUCAGUGCUCAGGAGAGGCGGAGUACACAAAUGACAUUGAGAACCUACCGAACCAGGUUUAUGGUGCAUUCAUUGUCGCAACACAGGGUCCUGCCGAGUCCUUUACGCUGGAUGCCUCCGAGGCUUUGAAACUUCCAGGAGUGGUAGCUCUUCACACUGCUAAGGACAUACCAGGAAAGAACUCCUACCUUUUCCCCUCGCCUGCAGUAGGAGGUGUUGUGGAUGAACCUCUUUACGCAGACAAGGAGAUAUCGUGCGCAGGCACCCCGCUGGGCGCCAUAUUCGCUGAGACGCACGCAUUGGCACACCACGCAGCAUCCCUGGUCAAGGUCACAUACCACGGAGUUAAAGAAGCACAGACAGACGUAAGGAAAAUCGUCGAGUCUGGCGAUCAGUCGAGGUUUCACCUGGCAGCCGAGAAGAAGGCGGAUGCAACUAAUACGAACGUGAAGCACACCAUCGAGGGCUCUCAUUGGUUCCCCUCUCAGUAUCACUUCACCAUGGAGACGCAGACAUGUUACAGCGUGCCCUCGGAGGACGGGUUGGACGUCUACCCUGCGUCCCAGGCUCCCAGCAACAUCCAAGACGCCAUAGCGUACGCCUUGGACAUUCCCCACAACAGCAUCAACGUGUCAGUGCGGCGUAUUGGCGGUGGCUACGGCGGAAAGCUGCUCAAGUCUGGGAUCACAGCCGUGUCAAGUGCGGUGGCAGCACAUCUUCUGCAGCGGCCUGUCCGUGUCAUCAUGACACUUGAGGAGAAUAUGGAGAUCGUGGGCAAGCGUGCUGGUGUCCUCUUUAAGUACAAGGCUGGGGUGGAUGAAAACGGGGUGAUUCAGAAUCUGCACGUGGACUACUACCAAGACGAUGGAGUGUCGCAGAAUGACAGCGUUGCUCCUUAUACCCAGUACUUCAUGACAAGCGGCAUCUACGACCCUGCCACUUGGAGUAUCAACUGCUACGGUGUCAAGACAGACAUUCCCAGUCACACUUGGUGUAGAGCCCCAGGUAGCAUCCCCAGUAGUAAUGUAGACCAAACUAUUGCUCCUUAUACCCAGUACUUCAUGACAAGCGGCAUCUACGACCCUGCCACUUGGAGUAUCAACUGCUACAGUGUCAAGACAGACAUUCCCAGUCACACCUGGUGUAGAGCCCCUGGUUCAACUGAGGGGAUCUCCAUCAUUGAGACCAUCAUGGAACACAUUGCUCGUGUCGUGAAGAAAGAUCCAAUUGAAGUCAAGAUGGCCAACAGGCGACAAGAGGACUCUCCGAUACCUUCCAUGAUUGAAGACUUCAAGAAAACCAGUGAUUUUGACAAGAGAGUCAAGGCUAUUGAAAAGUUCAACAAAACAAACCGGUGGAGGAAACGGGGAAUCUCUCUGGUGCCCAUGGCGUACCCCUUCUCCUACUUCGGCAACUACCACUCCAUGGUGUCCGUGUUCGGUGACGAUGGCUCGGUGGCAGUGAGUCACGGUUGUGUCGAGAUGGGCCAAGGCCUCAAUACAAAGGUAGCCCAAGUAUGUGCUCACGUGCUGGGUGUCGACGUGCAGAGUGUCAGUAUCAAGCCCUACUACUCCCUCAUAUCCCCCAACGUCUGUCCUACUGGGGGCAGUGGUGGAAGUGAAUCCGCUGUUUAUGCUACGAAAAUUGCAUGUGAAGAAAUCAUGAGAAGACUGGCCCCUCUGAAGAAGGAAAAUCCAAAAGCCUCAUGGAAAGAACUUAUUACCUUAGCUAAAGCUCAGAAGAUCAACUUGAAUUCUUCUUACAUGUUUACACCCAGUUAUGACGGAAAGAGCUAUACAAUCUACGGGGUUACCGCUGUUGAGGUGGAGGUGGAUAUUUUGACUGGUCAGCAUUUGGUAAGCUUAAGUACAUAAUAUUAUUAGUGUUGC